AUGGUCCUCACGAACUCUCCAGCCCCAGCUCUUCCUUCCCACGCCUCGGCUGCUGGCUUUGGGUUUGGCAAAGAUUCUGUUCAGUCCCAAGAGGAGCCCGAGGCAGCCGCCCCAGGCGCGCACCCUGGCGAACCCCGGCAGAGCCACAGGGCCCCCAAGCGCGCCCACCCCACGCCGGCGGCUCCGGGAGCUCCGUGGCUCCGCCAGGAUGCCCGGACCCAAGCCCUGCCGGCCGCGCAGCGUUCAGCCCCGCCGCCGCCGCCGCCGCCGCCGCCGCGCUCCGGCCCCUUGCCCGCGCCCUGCCCGCUCUCCGCUCCGACUCACCGGCGCCAGCUCCGGGGAAAGUUUGGUGGCACGGCGGCCGCGACGGCCAGGCUGCUCGGGGUUCGGUGGCGGCGCGGCGCUGAGGGAGCCGACCCGGAGGCGGGGCGCGGGGGGAGGAGCCGCGCCGCGGGGGCAGCCCGGAGGGAGGCCGGGAGGCGGAGACCCGGGCCCCGCGCCUGCCGCUCUCCGCCUCCGGCUCCUGCUCCGCGCGCCGCGGCCGCCCCCGCGCCUGGAGGCGGCGUGAGGGGCUCGCCCUCCCUCCCUCCACACCCGCCCCGGGGACCAAGCGGCGCCCCCGGAGCGCCCCUGCUUCGGGCCCGGCUCGGGGGCGAGGCUCCUCGGGUGGGGAGCGAGCGGGGAAAGGAGGCUCAGAAGCUUGGCGAGAACUCCCUCCGCCCCGCGCACACCUGA
Molecule: messenger RNA, 735 nt
Organism: Rangifer tarandus platyrhynchus (Svalbard reindeer)
Lineage: Eukaryota; Metazoa; Chordata; Mammalia; Artiodactyla; Cervidae
Source: the annotation of a GenBank genome assembly